GGGGUUAAAGGGACAUGGAAGCUGCCAGUCGCCGAGGCUAGCCGCUACCUUCGAGCAAUAUUCACCACCGCGGUGUCGUUUCAGCUGUAAACAGCGAAAAUAAGUUUUUUUUUAAAAAUAUUACUAAAAAAAAAAUGACGAAUAUGAUGUCCGGUCUCGUAAAGGCUCGUCCUUCGACCAUGUGAGUUGUCAGCGGACUUGUGGCCGUUAUCUAUUGUGGAGCGAUGACAGCGGCUCCAGGCACGCCACACGGGAUGAGAGACCGACUAUUGCAAGCCAUCGACGGCCACAGCAACGAGAUAUGCAACAUGGUGAUUGUUGUGGAGGUGAUCUCUUUUUUGGAGAAGUAUCCCAUCACCAAAGAGGCCCUGGAGGAAACUCGUCUCGGAAAACUCAUCAAUGAUGUCCGCAAGAAAACCAAGAACGAAGAUCUUGCAAAAAGGGCCAAGAGGCUUCUGCGGACAUGGCAGAAGUUGAUCAGUCCUGGGAGAAGUGGAGUGUUUUCCAAAAGCCACAAUGAGGCAUCAUGGGCUUCCAAUUCUUUAGUUCACCCUUGCAUCCCGAAAGAAGCGACUGCUCUAACUUCAGGUAAAGCAGGUCUGGAAUUAAAGAGCAGGAAUGACUUCAACAACUGCGCUUUACUUGAAGCGAACAAACCACGCAACAGGAGGCACACUGAAGAAUUCCAGGAAGGACUGUCACCAGCCAAGAUAUCCAAACUUGCGUUUAAUGAUAGAAGCCAAAAGCAGCUGCCAAACAAAAGAGUUUACAGUAGUGCUGACAUUUCUUCAGAUUAUUUGUAUCCGACUGAAGAUGAGGACUUUUCUGACUUAAAGAACAGUGACAAGUUGCUAAAUGUUAAAUCUGCAAAACCUCACCCAAGUGGCAGAGGGUUCAGCAUGACUCUGACUGCUGCAAAGUUACAAAAAACAUCCUUUUUACAGCAGCAGCAAGCCAGGCAAACUUCCUCCGGGGGGCAGCAUCAACCUGGUAUCACCCAAGAUAUGUUGCACGUUCCUGAGAGUGUGAGGCAGGGAUUUGCAGCUCCAGCACAGAAUAUUUGCACUUCUGGGUUGAGGAUUUCCCCUCAGAUGUUAAAUGACUGCAUUCAGGGUUCACAGUCUCCUGAUGUGGACUUUCAGAGUAGCUCUCACUGUAUGGAGGACAACAGUGCUUUUACUGAUGCAAGAAACAAGAGAUGCAGCUUUAGGUUUCAGGACUAUGUGAUGAAACCAGACAGACCGGUUCAAGAGGACAACAAUAAACCUGUAAGGUUCAAAGACGGGAGACUGACAUUUAACCCCGUAACAGGUCAAAUCCAACCCUCCUCCAAUAAAAAUUCUUCCCUGGCUGACAAGGCAAAACUAGCACACAGAGUUGAGCCUCAGUGCACAGAGCAACCAAAGCACAAUCCACCGGUUCCUCUCUGUCUAUUCCAACAGACUAACUGGAAAGAGCUGUCGAGGAACGAAAUCAUCCAGUCGUACUUUAGCCAGCAGAGUAGCAUGCUGUCGUCUUCGCGCGUCCACUCUCCCAGUACACAUCUUUUCAUGACAGAGUACUUGAAGAAAGAUGAACGACAAAGGGAAGAGGACAAAGAAACGCACGUGUUGGUAUCGGCGCUCCCAAGCAGUGACAUACCUGGACUGAGCAGAGAGGUCCAGAGUAAAGAUUUGAGGAGAUUACACACAGAGCAAUGGCCAGGGGUUAACGGUUGCCAUGAUACACGGGGCGAAUGGUACAAGUGGACAGAGUGCAUCUCCUUAGAUCCACAUGGAGACGGGAGCAGGUUGAACAUUCUGCCGUAUGUCUGUUUGGAUUUGAACACCUAGUGCGUGUUAGGGAAAUUCUUAGUUGCCUUUGGUGCAGCAGUGGAAGAUUACGUUAAUGGUGCUGCAUGUUCAGAUAUGCAGAUUACAAGGUCUUAAUCUCUAUUUUUAUGAGGUCUCAAAUGAAAGUGGCGUACACGCAGACAGAGUUCUGACACCGAUUUUUAAAAUGUGAGCGACCCCACACGACAAGCAAAAAAAUGGACAACUGUUUGCUUCCUGCUCUUAUAGCGUGUGGUUUACUCGAUGACCAACACAACUCACCACAGACAUAACAUUUCCACUGAUAAUCUCCUUCCUCCUCCUCUGCAAACCAGAUGUCUGUCAUAGUAACCAAGACUAACCUGUGAGAGGCAACAUGGUGCCACAGGGAAUUCUGAUUGCUGAAAAAUACAAAGAAGAAAAAGUAGCAGUAGACAAGGAAAUCGUAGAAGCUAAGCUAACUGUUCGUUUAUCUCGUAAACACAUUGCGGGGGAGGAGGGGGGGGGCGUCGUCUGCUGUCUUGCUUAAUGUUCCACAACUUAACUGUUGUUUUGCAAUAUAGCAUCUCCAGUUGUUUAAACCACACAAUAUUUUUUUUGCUUUCUUGUUUUGUGGGUUUCACUUUAUUUACCAAUCGAUCAGCACACAGCUUGCAUCUAUUCGACAAUUUUUUUAAUCUUCUUUUCUUUGCCUCUUUUUAUGUAAUAUUUUUACACAGUGCCCCCUAGUGCUCUGACUGAUAUACCACAGUUGGAUAAUAUUGUACCUUUAUAUUAAGAUGACAAACUUGAGUUCAUCUUUAAAAAAAAAAAAAAAAAAGGUCAUGUUUUUUAUCCUAACAAGAAAUGUCAAGUUUAAACUGAAGUCUAUUAAUAUUGGUUGAAAUUGCCUCACUAGAAAUGUUCGUAGACAAGAAAAUGGAGUUUCCUGCUAUAUGCACAAUGUGAAUUUAUUAAAACUAUUGUUGGUUAUCUUAAAAGAGGAAACCAAUUGGUCGUUCAUUAUUAAGUGAAAUUCUCUUGUGUAUUUGUUAUUGCUCUUUAACCAAGCAAAAAUAUAUUUUAAAGGUUAAAACCUAUACUUGAUUAUUCCGAUGGGACUGUCAGUAGAAUAAUUGCAGCACCACUGGAUGAAAAUUCCUAUUUGUGACAGGUCUGUGUGAUGUCACUUCAGAAGUGAGGAAAAAGUAAGUCAGCAUUUUCAUGGAAUAACUGAAAACCUACUAUCAAUCGGUUUUGAAGGGGCAGUAAACUAAGCCCCACCGUUGAAGGUGCAAAGAUUUUGACCCACCCCCUCCUUUUCUUGUAAAGGUUCAAUGCACUUAUUCAUCAAAUUUGUUUUGAUAUGGAUUUUAAAAGAUUAAAUAUAUAAAUGCAGUAUACACUGCGAUUGGCUGGCAACCAGUUCAGGGUCUACCCUGCCUCCUGCCCGAUGAUAGCUGGGAUAGGCUCCAGCACGCCCGCCACCCUAGUGAGGAGAAGCGGCUCAGAAAAUGGGUGGAUGGACAGUAUAUAAUACAUAUUAAAUAUAAAUAUAUGUUAAACUAUGUUUAUUUUGUUAGUAAAAUGACUCUACUCGGAACUCAAAGUGUAGGACUUGCGAUUUGACUCUGGGACUUGCAUGUCUCGACUUGACUUGGGACUUGCCUGUCUCGACUUGGGACUUGAGGGCAAAGACUUGAGACUUAUGACUUGCAAAGCAAUGGCUUGUUCCCACCUCUGGUUCUUUUUUACCUCAUUGAACAUUCUGCGUUGUGAUCUUCCAGUCAUUUUACAACAUAGCCACUCCUUGGAAGAGAAGCAACAGUGCUGGACUUACUCCAUUUACGGACAAUUUCUCUAACCUUGGACUGAUGAUGAACAUCCAGACUUUUAUAGAUACUUUUGAAACUUUGCCAGGUUUAUACGAGUUUAUGUAUGAAGUCCUGACCUCAACCCAAUGCUGUGGCAUGACCUCAAGAACUAUUCAAAGCAAACAUCCCAAGAAUCCUCCUGAAACUGCAACAGUUUUGCAAAGAGAGAGGGUCCAAAAUUCAUCCUGAUCAUUGUACACGUCUGAUCUACAACUAUAGGAAACAUUUGGUUGAGGUUAUUGCUGCUAAAGGAGGGUCAACCCGUUAUUAAAUCCAAGGGUUCUCUUACUUUUUCUUCCCCGUCCUGUGAUUGUUUACGUCCUUGAGAUUUAGGUGACGAUCAGACUAAAUUUUUUAACCAAUUCAUGCAGAAAUUUAAGAAAUCCCAAAGGGUUCAAAUAAUUUCCCCCCCCUCUUAACUGUACAUACAAUACAGGCUGGAUCAUGAUUCUACAGGAUUGGUGAGAUAUUCUUUAUUCCCUCCAACUUCUAAAGAUCAUCUGAAGCGCUAAUAAGAUUCUAUCAGUAACACCAGUAGGACCUCCAAUGUAUGUGAUACGAAAUGAGUUAUUUGUGGCACUAUGAGAAUUUAAAUGGGCGUACACCAGUCAUUGGUUGGACUGUUUGCCUGCAAACUCGCUUCGCCAUGAUCUUCUUACCUCCCAUCUCCUCUAUUGCAAUAAUCUGAGGUUGACUUUGGACAGACUGAAAUGUAGACAUUAUUUAAUGUUACUAGACAGCAGUACACCUAUACAGUGUCUGUGCUGUGAAGAAAUUUUGUUUUUGUUUCCUUGUUUCUUUUUACAGCUUCUCUUUGAAUACUGCCUCAUGCUGAACCCUCCAAGGGGAUUACAGUACUGUACUUGCAAAUGAGUGAUAGUUGUGAAAGUGUCAUGAAAAUUACAGAUGUCACCUUGCAUAUAGGAGUGCAACAAAAGUUUGCUACACUGGAAAAUAUAAAGAUACUGUACUGAUACUGUACUGUUCUGAAGUGUUUCUGUGACUAUAAACUAUACCUGCUAUUUGUCAGCCAUCCCUUCGAAAACUAAAAUGUGAGCCAUUCUGAUAAUGCAGUUUAAGUUCAUUUAUUGCCUUCGCCUUUCACUAGUAGAAUGCACAUUGAAAUGACGAAAUGCAUUAUGCUGUUUACUUGUAUGGACUCUCGAGUGGAAGUCAAAUGUAAAUUGACAUGCUGGAUAAAGUACUGUACUUUGUCAUUCCUAGAUAUUAUCUGCCUUCUUGAACUGUUUUGUCCUAAAAAAAUAAAUUAAAAAAAGGCACCUUGGUAAAUGUACAGAAUGUUUCCUUUUGCAUUAUUUUGAUAUUUGCUGUUUACUACCACCAUGUUGAUAUGUGUUAAUAAAAA
Messenger RNA from Phycodurus eques (leafy seadragon), 5030 nucleotides. Its product is annotated as mediator of RNA polymerase II transcription subunit 26-like. Gene Ontology annotation, molecular function: transcription coregulator activity. Bases 225 to 1832 code for a protein of 535 amino acids. Gene Ontology annotation, cellular component: nucleus; core mediator complex; mediator complex. Lineage: Eukaryota; Metazoa; Chordata; Actinopteri; Syngnathiformes; Syngnathidae. The transcript is spliced from 3 exons. The record is from RefSeq and is a predicted model, not a curated record. Gene Ontology annotation, biological process: positive regulation of gene expression; regulation of transcription by RNA polymerase II.